Molecule: messenger RNA, 1978 nt
Organism: Triticum aestivum (bread wheat)
Lineage: Eukaryota; Viridiplantae; Streptophyta; Magnoliopsida; Poales; Poaceae
Product: F-box/LRR-repeat protein At5g02910
Exons: 4
Coding region: 312-1802 (496 amino acids)
Molecular function (GO): protein binding
Source: RefSeq, a predicted model, not a curated record
GUCAAACAGCUGCAAAUCGUCGGAGUCCUCCGCUUUCCUUCCACCCACGCCACCGCAGAGUAGAGGAUCUCUUCUGAGAUACGUACGAGGGAGGGAGCUAACGCCUGCGUGCGGUUUUGCUUGCUGCUACCGGCCGAUGAAAAAAAUAGCGCAUUACAGAAUAUGCUACUAGCGGCGCUAUAGCGUGCUAUUUUUUUCUGCGGUUUAACUUCAUCGAGAAUAGAGGAAUCAUCAGCCACCUGCAACAAUGGACCGUCCUGCCUGCAACACACGCCUUAAUUAGAGAACCCUCAUCGGAUUGAUCUGGGGGCAUGGAGGCGAAUAAAGCUGAUAGCAGCAGUUCCCACAGCCAACAAAUAGAGGGUGAAGACAGGCUAAGCGCGUUGACCGACGAUGUUUUACUGUUUAUCUUGGGAAGAGUCGAUACACGUACGACUGCAAGGACAAGUGCGCUCUCCACACGGUGGAGUCAUCUGCCUUGGCUGCUGCCUGAGCUCAGCAUCGAUGUCAAGGACUUCCUAUCUACCCCACACCUGAAACCUAUCAAGACGAAGGAUAUGGAGGAAGCAAUGGCAUCUGUAGCGAAAGCCACCAGGAGUUUCUUGGUUAAGCCACGGAGAGAAUUUACCAUCUCAAGUCUGCACCUUAAGCUCUACUUUAUAAACACUUUCUUGUUCGAAGUUGGCCUACUUGUAGGUGACACAAUCAACAGUGGUUCGUUGAAAGAUUUAGAUCUCGCCAUUCUCGAUGAGAAAGAUUCUUUGGAAUGCAGUGAGGAGGAUAUGCUGCAGCGAGCGCAAGAAAUAUAUUUUCUUUUCACUGCCCACCCUAGUGUGCUCAGCUGCCUCACAAAGCUCUCUCUACAAAAUGUAGACUUUGACAAAUUGGACAUGCACCAUAUCAUCUUUGACUGCUGCAAGCAACUAAAGCAUCUAAGCCUCACUGAGUGUGAUAUUGGUGGUGAUGUGUAUCCUUUUAAGAUUGAUGCACCAAACUCAAAACUAUGUGUUCUAGAGCUCACUAAGUGUGGCUUUAGGAAACUUGAGGUGGUCUGCCUUCCAAAAUUGGAGAAGUUCAAUUUGAAUUCUUGGCUUUUUGACUAUGUGCCAUUGGUCUUUGGUUUUGUCCCGUCUCUUGGAGAAUUAGAACUCAUAAGUACGCGAGGGUGUUAUGAGGAACUUAAGUUAAGUGAGCUUCUAUAUGGAACCACAUACAUACAUACUCUCACGUUGGAUUUCGAAGGAGAAAAUCUUUGGAUGCAACCUGAAAUGAGGCAGCUUUGCCCAGCUUUCAACAAGCUAAGGAAGUUGUUUGUGCAUGGUAUCUUUGUUGAAUUUGACAUUUUAUGGACGAUGGCCUUUCUUGCAGCGGCACCAUCUAUUGAGAUGUUACAUAUUGAGGUAUGGGACCAUGUAUGCGAUGUGGGUGAAGUGGAAGACAAUUAUAGACGACAGAACAACACCGAAAGAAGGACUCCUCAGUGGGAUGUGGACUUUAACGACACCAAGAAUUGGAUUUUGAAAGAGCUAGAAUUCAUUGGCUUCAGGUCAGUAGAACAACAAUUUACAUUCAUAAGAUCUGUGUUGCAGCGAUCUCCCAACUUGCAUAAGAUAGUUCUGAAAAGAGAUGAUGAAUGUGACUUAUGUUCUACUCAUGGUGCACUGCCUUCAAAAUUCCCCAAGAAGGAUGAACAAGAAAUGAUCAUGAGGCGAAUUAGAGACGACACAUUCUCGCCCCAAAUAGUUUUUGAUGAGUAUUCUGAAAGGAGACGAAGAACCUUUGGAAUUUGCCAAGAUGGAUGAGGGAGAAAUGGUCAUCAGGAAAAAUUAGAGAUGGCAUAUUUCUCGCCUCAAAUGUUUUUUGAUGGAUAAAUUGUAGCAAGGCAUAUAUUUCUCGCCUCAAAUGUUUUUUGAUGGAUAAAUUGUAGCAAGGCAUAUAUCUCAUGCCAAAUAAUGUUGAUACGUAAGGUGUAGGAAAC